Messenger RNA from Gymnodraco acuticeps, 946 nucleotides. Its product is annotated as dynamin-2-like. Gene Ontology annotation, molecular function: microtubule binding; GTP binding; GTPase activity. Gene Ontology annotation, cellular component: membrane; cytoplasm; microtubule. The transcript is spliced from 5 exons. Lineage: Eukaryota; Metazoa; Chordata; Actinopteri; Perciformes; Bathydraconidae. Bases 65 to 676 code for a protein of 203 amino acids. The record is from RefSeq and is a predicted model, not a curated record.
UGGGCUUAACCGUAAACUUAACCAUCAUCAUCGCGAGAGAGGAUCAUUGAGACAAGAAAGACCGAUGGCGAAAGUUGGAGGAAGUCUACGGACCAUUGGUGUGAUCACCAAACUGGACCUGAUGGAUGAAGGGACAGACGCACGAGACAUCCUGGAAAACAAACUACUGCCGCUCCACAGAGGUUACAUCGGGGUGGUGAACCGCAGUCAGAAGGACAUUGAUGGAAAGAAAGACAUCCGCGCUGCUUUGGCUGCUGAGAGGAAGUUCUUCCUGUCCCACCCGGGGUACAGACACAUUGCAGAACGCAUGGGCACACCACACCUGCAGAAGACCCUCAAUCAGGUGAAUGCAGAAUUUAAGAGAAUCACAACAAUUCAUUUGCAAUCCAAGUUCUUCUCUUCGCUGGAUAUUCACUCUACCAGCCUGAUCGACGUGUAUACCAAGAAAGGUGGAGUUCAAGGGAAGAAGAUCAAAAGCAUCAUGCUUCCCAUAACCCAGAGCAUCGACAACAGCAGUCAAACGGCAAUGGCAGAGACGGUCUUCGGAAUAUUUGUCAUUCGACACGAAGGUGCAGAUUCUGGGGAUGACCCCGAGAACGUUGGGAUCAUUCUGGAGCGGCUCAAAGUGUUGGAUGAGUUGGGAAACGUAUCUUUUGCGGUGGCGAUGAUGCUCUAAACUUGAGCUACCCUCCAGAGCUGAAGUUUACAUUUGAAGCACUGCAGAAAAUAAUGAUGGAGCUAGAUGGAAACAGACUAUCCACAAAAGGACAAGUCCUCAAAACAUUGCUUUCCCAUGCCUAAUGUCACGGUUUGGGAUCGCCUCAUGUUCCAAACACGCAGCCAGAGAUUCGGUGACUCACCUCUUUGACAGAAAUGUUGAUUGUAUGCAAGAAGUAUAAAAGUAAGCAUUCAAAGUUGGCUGUAGCAUGGUUACGUGGACCUCACU